Molecule: messenger RNA, 7273 nt
Organism: Aplysia californica (California sea hare)
Lineage: Eukaryota; Metazoa; Mollusca; Gastropoda; Aplysiida; Aplysiidae
Product: myomodulin neuropeptides 1-like
Exons: 2
Coding region: 688-2187 (499 amino acids)
Source: RefSeq, a predicted model, not a curated record
CCUAUAACCCCGUGCCGGACAGCGUGAGCACCUUCAGAAUAGGAGCAGCCCCGAGUGUGAGAAUCGGAAAAGGUUAUUUAAAAGUUAGAAAUCCGUCACAAACAUUUUAUCUCGCUCAGAUACCCAGCGCAGGAGCGUCAAUUCGGCUGGUUGAAACAAGACUGACAAGCGCCCAGUACUACAUACAACUACACAAGCUUUCUUCGAAGAAAUCUUAUAACUUUUUUUUGUUGCCAUCUCCACUUCUGAAAAUUACUUUUGUGUUCCUGCUGGGUUUAUUUUUUCUUCGCGAGUGGGAGAAAAGUGUGGAAGCUGCAAGGACGGAAGAAAGGACUGACUUUUAGUUUGAACUUGGAUAGAAAUAACUGAAGAAAUCACGGGAAUAAUAUCUACGAAUCUCUAUCUUCUGACAACACCAAAAACGACACCAUCCAUCGAACUUUCAUUUCUGUGAAGGCAAGACUUUAUCCAUCACGCUGUCAACAUUCGGACGAAGUAAGAGAGCACAGCUUUUCUGUUUUGACCACUCCAAUCUGAGAGCGUAACAACUCACACCUUUCCAGCGUUCCUGAACCCUGCUUCUACUCUCCAUCGCCCUAAGUUACGAACCAAAUCUCGUCAAAUCUCACACAUAGAAUCAAGUACUCCGAGACCCUGAGUCCAGCCUAAGCGGUAAGUGAUACCAAGAUGGCUGCCGUUCGACCGACCUUGUCCUACAGGGCCAUGGCGAUACCGUUACUCCUGUGUGUCGUCUGCUUCAUGUCUUUCUGCCCGUCUGCAAUCCUCGCUGAGGACGACGCUUCAACGGUCAAGGCCACGAGUCCGGCUGACGUCACGGACUCGGCUGAGUCUCGAGAGAAGCGGGCGAGCAACUUCGUGCGGAUCGGUCGCCCUAGCAGUUUUGUCCGGAUCGGGAAAGAUGUUGGAGGAGACGGGAGCUUUGACGAGAACGACGCUGGCCAGCAGGACUAUCUGAGAGACGACCCUUACGCUGAUGAGAUGGAAAAGAAGGCGUCUAGCUUUGUGAGGAUAGGACGAGGAAGCAACCUACCUCUACACAGAUUCAUCCGAAUUGGCAGGAUGUCUGACUACGGAAGUUACGUAGAUGACCACUAUAACCGGAUGUAUGGGGACGAGCCCGAAGCAGAAAAACGAAAGUCUCACUUCGUCAGAAUCGGCAAACGGCCGUCCAGCUUCGUCCGUAUUGGCAGAUCAGGUGACGAGGUUUACGAUGACGCCAGUGAGGACCAGUACGACAACAAACGCGCGUCUAGUUUUGUGAGGAUCGGGAAAACCCCCGUUGACCAACUGGCCUCGCUCAAAGACGCCAUCAAACGCGCAUCUCACUUCGUCAGAAUCGGCAAGGCUCCCUCAAAUUUUGUGAGAAUUGGCAGAAAUCCUUCGAGCUUUGUUCGUAUUGGCCGCAACCCUUCCAGUUUUGUCCGCAUCGGCAAGUCAGAAUUGCCUGAUGACGAAGAUUUUGCGGAAAAGAGAGCCAGCAGUUUCGUCCGUAUUGGCAAAAACAUCGGGUACGAUCUUGGAAGCUCUCUCGGCUAUGAUGAUCUCAGCCCCGCAGAUUUCAACAGCCAAGACAUGCUCAAACGCGCCUCUAGUUUUGUCAGAAUCGGAAAGUCCGGUGACGGGGAGGAUAAGAGAGCGUCCAGCUUCGUCAGAAUUGGAAAGUCCGGGGACAAUUCCGGCCCUCAUCUCAGCGUAGACGGCACGGACGACGGUCAGAAGCGAGCCUCAAGCUUUGUCCGGAUCGGGAAAUCGGGCAUGGACAACGCAGCUGAUGGCGAAGGUGCACUGUCUUCCGACAAGAGGGCCUCAAACUUCGUGCGAAUCGGCAAAGCUUUGUCAUCUCCAGGGGCACCGGCACAACCGUCGUCCGUUGGGUCGUCAUCCUCAAUGUCUUCUCUAUCCUCGCCCUCAUCUUCAUCUUCACAUUCCGACUCAUCAUCGUCUGAAGAAAGCCUAGGGGACGGUGUUCUUUUUGAUGACGAUAAGCCGAUCAGCGUGGCGAGCAGAGCGCAUGCGUUUGUCAGAAUAGGGAAAAUCCCAUCCUCCGCUUUUGUCCGCAUCGGCAAGAACUCUGACGUCAUGGUGGAGCCCGCUCUCGGGCGCAGGGCAGGGUACCGGCGGGGAUCCAGGGGCGGACAAUCCUCUUUUGUCCGGAUAGGGAAGUAACUGCUUCCUACGUCCUACACAGUACACAAGAAUCCCAACGCUUGCUCGAUACGUCUUUUUGAUUAUUGAUGUUACCAAUUAAGACUCUGAAAAUGGGUUGGUUGGGGGUGAAAAGAGGGUGUGGUGAGAGGGAUGUUUACAAAUUCAUUAGCAUCAACAGAAGAAGCGCAUAUAAUGUUGUCAAUGUUUUACUCACUGUCCACGUCUUUGCUCUUUCUUGUAUUUGUACAAACAUCUCAAGUAAACAAGAUCUUAUGCUCUGUCACCACAUUUUGAAUUCCAUCAUGACAGAAUCCAGUCUGUAAAUGAUUAUGUACAACUUCCAAUGCUGUUUAGAGGACGAAAAGGGUGUAUUAUAGUGCAAAUAUUAUAUUAAAGAAAAUAAUGCAUAACUUGUGGUCUUCUACAUUCGUGCAAUGUUAUCAGUAGUAACCCCUGCUCUGUUCCUCAAAACCUAUUUACCGCUUUUAAUCCCUGUCAGUUUUAUAUUAUCUAAAAUAGUCUCUAUGAAAUGAGGAGUCGGUAUGUUCCUGCAGCAAUAAGUCAGUGUGUGCCGUUUCGGUAAUGUCUACGUCCCCUCGUGACAUAUGGCAUCUCUUGGGAUGCCGAGCAGCAGAUCCGGCCGCCCUGGAGUUCAACUUUAAAAAGGCAUCAGGUGAUAGGGGGAGAAACUUGAGGCUGUAAGAGUGGUGCGCGGGAAACAAGGUUUUCCCUUUUUAACUUCUAAAAAUAACACUUUUUAAUGAAACACGCCGAGCUAUAUCUGGCGGCCUCGUUACCUGCAAAUAAAUUAAUUGUUUCUGGUUCCUUUAGAAGUAUCAGAAUAUGGACAUAUGUUUGCGUAUAAACGUGCUUGUAAACACAUUAGUGAACAUACAUUUACCGUCGACAUAAUAUCAGCUCGCUUCUUUCUAAAUAAUGCAAUAUGUAGGCUAGUCUGGAUACAAGAGCUUGCGACACAAACACACACUCACAUUUCUACACGCACACAACGUAACACUCAGUGAGUUAUUACUGUGGUGAUAAAAUUCACUUCAGCAUACCACCUGAUGAUCUGGAUAAGUCGAAAUGUAAAGACAUCCUCAAAACUUUAAUAAACUUUCCAAAAUCCUCAACGAGCCUGCCAAUACUGUUUCCCUUGUUCUUAGAGUACAAGUGUAUAAAACCGUUUUUUCGGCAGCACCACACUAUAGACGUACACAUUACGUAUAAACGUGCUUGUGACCACGCCCAUCCCCUGCCCUGGAACCCACCUAAUAGGCACAAAAACCUGGACACAGAAAGAAAUGACCUCAUCAAAUUCAACGUCAGAAGCGGUCUUAGUACAUUGACGUAUUGACAAAAAACAGAACGCCGCGCAAAGGACAAGUAACGCCGCACAGAUUUGACACUCAUUUAAUCUUCCUGUCGGUGUGUUUUUUUUCCACCUCAUUGAACUUGUCCAUGCGAUACUGCUAUUUUGGUCUUGUCCAAUACCCCCAUCUCUUCAUUUUAAAUUGAGCUCGGUUCCACGUACUCAAGAUCUGGAGAUGUCCUUGGGAGGUCGAAAUGAGGAGGAAGGAUGCGAACAUGGACCAAAAACUGAAGGGAUGUUGGAUGAAACGUGUGGAGGUGGAGCCGUUUUAAGCUGGGGCAGAUUGAAGAAAGAAGGUGUUCCACAGAUUCUUUUCUUGUUUUGGGGGAGUGAGUGGAAGCGGGGAUUUUUUUUUUUAUAUUUGGGGGCAGGGGGAGGGUGCAAAGAGGAGUGUAGAGACUUGGUGUCUUAAGAUCGAACAUCCUGAACUGACGUUUCAUAAUGAGAGCCCGAUAAAGCAUUUUUAAACAAUCCCGUUUGUUUCAGUCUUGUAGAAUACGAAGGUGUAAAGAAAGAGUGACACUCCCUGAGUAAACAUAAAGGUUCAAAGACCAUUCACAAGAAUACACGCUGCUGUUAUAUUCUAUUACGGUACUUACUAAAGGCCCGCGAAUAAGAAACAUGCGCUAUUAUGUUAUUUUCAAAAUUAUUCGUGCUUUAUUUUAAGAAAGAGGAGGGUUGAAAUGCUAUUGAAACAAAAAGAAUUACAUGUACAUGUAUAAAAAUAUAAAAACGGAAACGGAGAAAGUGAUUUUUUUUUCUCGAUUUGCCUUUCCUGCUGCAGUCUAAGAGGAGAUCAAAGAUUCUCCUGUUAUAAAUGGUACCUAUGUUCAUAAGGUGUGUGGUGGGGACAAAAAAGGAGGGAAAAAAUAAUAUUAACUAUCAUGCUAUCAUGUUAUGAAGACGAAAUGGAGAGCUCCGGGAAGGGGACGGGUGAGGUGAGGGAAGGAAUCUUUUCAAAUUUUCCCUCGUGUUACAAAUAGUUAAUCUGUGAUGAAACAGAAACAAAAUUAUUUCCCUGGUAAUGCUUUCGCUCGUUUUCUCCUAAUGCUGUCUUGUCGCGUGUGCUUUUUGCUUUGUUUUGUGUCACUUUCUUUUUGGGAUUGCAAAGGAAGGGGGGUUUGGGGGUGUGGGGUGCAUUUAGCUUUGUUGUUGAGUUUCAGGAAAUGUUAUUUUAGUUGUCAAAGCAUUCGUUUGUUGUUAUUUGUCUGUUUGUUUUUUCUUGAGUCUGGGGAAAAGCAUUAUUACAUUGUAAAAUCAAUAAAAUUUACCGCUUGUACGCUUUUUCUCUUCUCGUCUCUCUCUCUCUCGCUCUUUUUCUCAUUCUAAAAUUCGACUUUAUAUUUCAAGACAAAUGUACGCCUCAAUAUCCUCUUUCAUUUGUGCUUUUAAAGAACCUUGAAUAUUAUUGCUGCACGAAAAUGUAUGCCGUCUUUGGGAGGAUAACGCAAACAUUAUUGUGUCUCAGCGGAAAUAAAACUGCCAAAGUUCAACAAGAAAACGAUUAGUAAAGGGAGUGGGGUCAGCUGCUAGGUCACGCUGAUAAAACGUACAAUGUGUUUCAAAAAUGAAAAAUGUAUUGGUCUAUUUAACGAAAUCGUCAAAUCUUCUCCUCUUCUCACCUUUGUUUUAAUUUGGUUUUAGUCAUGUCUUUUCCUCUCCUCUCUUCUUGUGUUUCGGGUUUGUUUGUCUUUUAACAAGAUCAGCCCCCGGCUGUCGUUUCUUUUUCAGAGCAUUAUUGAACUUUGCUCCUCGCCAGUGUAUUUUUCAAUUCACAUAUUUAUCUUUUCCUUUCGCACGUGUGUUGCUUCCCUUUUGUGUUUCACAUUUCCUGUCGUUUGUCCUUAAGAUCUGAGAUAAAGACACUCCUCGGAAAACCCUUUAAUUCCAAAUGCCACUGAGAUAUGUGUGUUGACUUUGUCUGUCCUAGGCUACUAAAUUAUAUCAGGGAGAGGGGACGAAGAGGGGUCAGGUGUUAACAAGCUUGAGUUACGUUUUUGAAAUCGACUUUGCCUUCCCCCGCGUUCCUUAGACGAUUAAAUAAAACGUGAAGGCAGAGUAGAGGAAGCAGACGUGUAGUCAAACGUGAUCCGAUAGAACAUGGACACCUUCGUCAGUUCCUUUGAAAAGUUGACAUAAUUUGGUUCCAGCUUUGCUUGCAUCCAGUCAAUGUCUCCAAAGUUUUAAUUGCCGCCAGCCGUGAUGUCACCACAGAUCGUGGCCACGCCCAUCCAGAUGUCUGUUUGCUCCUUCGUGUCUGGGGACGAGUGGGACUUACGUGCUUUUUUCCCCAAAGCACAUUGUGUUUCUCUCACUCUCCGUGCCCCAGAUCCCGAGCCCUGCCCUCUUUUUUUUUUUUUUUUUUUUUUUUUUUUUUUUUGUAAAACCAAGAAGAGCUCACGACGCUACUGUUACCAAAGCCGAUAAAAUCGAAUUACUCCCUGAAUCCUCGAAACAAUGUUUCACUAUUACCCUUUUGUUCUUUCAAGUCCUAACUGAAAUUGUUCUUGUUGUUUUGUUGGGGGGGGGGGGGGUUUGGGGGGUGGAUUUGUUUGUUUAUUUUUUUCCAGUGGCUUUGCUUAUGAAAGUCUGUCAGCUUAAUGUAGCCAACUAACCCAAAGAGGGGGAUUGAAGAAAGACUCAGGACGUUAACUUUUUGUAUUAUGAUGGAGCCAAAAACCAUUUUGCCACAUUCAGCGUAUACCGUAGGAGCCGUGUACGGUGCAAUAGGCGUAUAAAGAGCAUUUUUCUUUCUUAGUCGUACUUGUACAAUGCAAGUGGAGAUUGGUCAUGUUCAUGGUUACCUCUGCCGAAAUGCGAAAAUACAAACUGCUCUGAAAGAAAAAAUAACAACAUCUUCAAUCAAAAGUCAAAUUUAUCUGUAAUACCUUCGGGAGUUUAAACAGUUUUCAAAGUGACACACAUCAUAUAAUAUGACAUCCCCCUUAAAAAAACAUGGAGGAAGUGGUUAUCUUUGAACGAUAGAAUUAUUAUAUCCUCUUACCAUGAGGGUUAGGGUUAAAAGUUAGUGGACAUUUUAAAAUCGCAUUGACACCAAUACUUCAUUUUUCUAGAAAGAAAUAAAGGAAUGGUAAGCUUCCAAUAUGUUAACAGAAUACUGACAGGUCUAAUGUGGUUUAGUGUAGAGAGAUCAAGGAAACAGGGAACGAAUCCCGGGUGUUCCUAGGAAGCUUUCAGCCUCAAGCAAAGCGUGACCGUCGCCAUUGUCGCAUGACUGAAACCUAACACGAGUUACAGGAGGCGGAUCUCUCACGUCUCACACACUCCCCAUGACGUCACAAAGUGGAUGAUAGGACUUUUUUGUACAAUUCUCUGCUGUUGUUUUUCUGCCACGUCUUGUGUCCAGCUUCGCCAUGUUUGGUAUAUUUAUCUUUUCCAAAAGGCUAUUCUAUACAAUUAUGUGUGAUAGGGUUACUGCGACAUCUCAUUUUAGCUUCGCCAUGUUUGAUCUUUUAAUGGUUUUCCUCCUGUGUUUGUGUUGAUGUGAAAACUGAUUGCCAUCUCCUUCUAUGCCGCUUCGCCAUGCAAACGAUUUCCCUGACUGUGUGUUACAUGUGUAAUGGUAGAAUUUGGGCUCUGCGAAAAGGCGGCCUUUGUUAUGCAUUUGGUAAUUGGGAAAAACUAUCUUCUCUUUUUUUUUUGAUUGGUGAGGUUUUAGGUAAUGAAAACGACUAUGUUGAAUCAAGCAAUAAACUGUGGAAGUCAAACGAA